AAAAGUUUUAAAAGUUUAGAAUAUUACUAUUGGAUGAAUGAAGCUUGACAUUUAAUGAUGAAUUUCGUUGUUUUUUGAAUGAUCUAUAAUUUCGUUUCAACAAGAUACCAUCAUUUUCAAGUUUCUAUACAUAAAACAUUAGAACAUUGUGAUAAAGAAAUGACACCAAAUGAUCAAACUAAUGGUGAACACAAAACAGUUGAUAUUUGUGAUUUAGUACUUGACUAUGUAACACAAUUUCCAUUUGCUAAAGAUGUAAAAUCACGUAUUAAUUUAGAUGAUGUUCACUCAUCUGAUAUUGAUUUUACACGUUUACUUGUUACUCAUAAAAAAACAGAAUACCUCUUACCAAAUAUAGUCAAUGGUGAUACCAAACAAAGUAUUGCAGUGCCACCAAAGACUUUACCGCCAACUCUCAAAAAAGAUCUUAAAAGCCAUGUUCUAUUCUCAUCUAUAUUUACAAACAAAACAAGUGAAACACAGACAAAUCAUUUAAGAACUGAACGUCGAACAAGUUCAUCUUGUCGACUUAGUUUACAAAAGGUUGUUACAAAGGGUGGAAGUAUAAAUUUGCAAAUAGGACCACCAAGUAUGUCUGUGCAAGCUAACGGGGGUUUUCGACGUGAAAUAACAAUGUCUAAGGAUAUGGAAGAAGUAUUUGAAGAGGAAUUAACCUGGACAUUAGAUACAGAAGUAUUACUUCAUUCUUAUCGCUACAUGUUGCGUCCAAAGCUCAAAUUAUAUGGAUUUAGUGAAUCUAAUUUCUAAAGAACUUUUGCACCAACAUUACGACUACCCCUUCAUUAAAAUAACUAUCAUCAAGUUCAUCAGCGGAAAAUCACCAGUUGUGACUUCAAGUAGAUAGAUAGUGCUUGUGACAAAAUGCGUAUAAAGUACUCGGAAUGAUUUAUCUUUGGAGAGAGAUUUGAUUGAAUAGCACACCGAAAAAUGUUACAUUUGAUCAACUGUUACAAAAAGUAUUAAAUUAAAGUUCAUUCAUAUAUGUACCUCAGAAACGUGCUUUCAGAAAUUUUUUCUUUAAUUUCCGGGCAAUUAUUUUGUAUUUUAAACUUUUAUUUAUAUAAAUUAUCCAAAUGAGGAACUCUAAAUCAUUGGGUGCAAACUAAUUAGCUUAAAAGUUAUUCAUUUGACUCGAAAGCUGAGGGUUUUGUGUUCUAUGUCUGGGGAGUUCGUGGGUGCAUACAGCCAAGUCCCAUAUAAGAACAAAACAACUAUCCAGUACUCAGUAGUUAGUAAGGUUAUCUAGCUGAACCCAACUUAUGGUCAGAAUGACCUUUAACUAAGAACUGUUUAGUGGUGAGAAAUUGAGUAACUAAGAAGACGUUCUGUUAUGAAUAUUUAAUCAACACUUGUAAAUAAAGUUAUCUGACUGAUUCAAUUGAUUAAAAAAAACAAAGAACUACACGAGGAUACAAACUAGUUGAAGUUGAGAGUAUUGGUAAUGAAAUUUCUAAUCAGUGAACUUAAUAAAUAAUUUUUCCCCUCGAAAUUCGAAGCUAUUGGGUUUGUUCUCUUAUAGAGUGUUUCGUGCCCACUUCUGCGGAGUUACAAACUUAAAUGAAACACCCUUUUUAAGCGAUGUCAUUAUAUGAUCAAAGCAAACCAACUUCAACUAGUAGUCAGGAGAGUUAUAAAUAAUUUCAAAAAGACUGAGGGACUAUUUAAUACCUGCAAGUAAUAGACGAUUGGUUAGACCUAAUUGAAAAGUCAAUAAUUCCUAUCUCGAAAUAUUAGGUGAGAAACAGAAAUAAGUAUUUAAUAACGAUACCAAAUGAUUAAACUGAAUAAAUAAUUUUAACGAAUUCAAGAAUCUUAAAUACUAUAGUUCACUUCUAAAACUCAACAAUAAUGUUAGCCUUAGUAGAUACAAAGAUUUCGUUGAUUGACAGACUGAUCAGUCAUGAUCAACGUCAGGCAACAUCGUAGAUCAAGGUAGGCAGUACUUGGGCAUACGUUACGUAGCCACCUCAGUCUAUGAAGAUUUGUUUACAAUUUAAUUAACCGAUUUGUCAUCAUUACCUUAUGUUUAACCUCAACACUCCCUACUUUGUCAUCAAAUUAUAUACGAGCAUCGUUUCCAAGACAGUUAUGAUAAAAAUCCUGUGGUUCACACAUUUUUUCUACUUUCAAAAAUCAUGUUUCGAAGCCAUAGGUUAGUAAAGAGUGAAUCUCUGUGCAGUGCAUUCAGAUUGACUGUUCUCUAACUUCAUUUGACCGCCACCAACAACAAUAAAUCCGGUAAAUUAGUACAAAACAAAUAAUUUUACAGACUUGAUUGGGUUGAUGCAAGUUGCCAGAUAGUAAUAGCAAUAACUACAAUUUAUUCUGUCUGGAAAAAUAUGAUUUCCAGGUAAUAUCAAAAUGAGCAAUUUGGACAAACUUGAUUUGAAAACUUAAAACUGUUUAUGUAAUUGAGGGCAUUAAGGUUCAAAGGAAAUGUUUUACAGUAUGAAAUCAGUGGCUGUCUGAACUCCAUAGCAAAAACAGAUUUAAAGGUUGUGAAUUUGUCAUAAAUAAAGUAACGGAUAUAUAGAAAUACUAAGUAAAUGGGCUGAAUGAAUCAUUAAAUAUGUUUUCGUAUGAAGAGUAGUAUAUAUUUAGCGUAAAAGAUAAAUGAAAGAGGCUGAGCACCUUCAGUUUGUUUAUUCACAUCUUUACUCAGAGUCCUUGUUGGCGUUUGUGACAGUGAAGAGUCACAAGAUAAUGUACGUGUACUCGAUUUCUUUAAGAAAAAUGGGUUUAACAACUCAGUAGCAACACUAAUUAUUGAGUACAUUCAGAAUGCUUCCAUAUAUUUAGAUAAUGAAUAAGUUCUCAGACUGCAGUUAAAUUUGAGAGGGGAUACCAAUGUCCAGCUUGUAGGAUGCAAAAUUACCACGUUUGCGGGAGGUUAAAGUACUGAAUUCACUGGAGGGUAAGAUCAGCAGUGUAAUAAUAUUUGAUUUCAAUUCAGUUACGUUUACGUAAAAAAUCGAAAAACCAAUCUUAGAUAACAGGUGGUCAACAGAUUGUGCAAAUAAGUAUCAUGUAGGUGUUCAGUGACUACAAAGGCUAAUAUUUUAGUAUUAUGAUAUUCAGACUAAUUUCUCUAUGAUCAUCACAAGGUAAUUUCGAUCCUUUCUUACCGGUUGGGCGAUAAGCGAUUGAGACUAGUUAGAUGAGAUUACUUUCAAUUCCAAUACUCAUCAGUAUCUCAAUAGCCUUCAUUGUUGUGACUAGACUACCGCCCCUAAAGAAUUCCGAGGUCAACCUAUCUAAUAUUUCCCCUCUCCUUCAGUUCAAAUUAAAUAUAGACUCUGCAACCAAUGUGCCUGCCAAGGUAGGAACUAAUAGCAAACGUUUCCGAACCAGUAUAUAUCGAGUACGUUUUCAUAAGUUAUACCCGACUUCCAUGUCAUGGUAGCAGCUACAAUUAACAUGAACCUUCUCCUUCGUGUUAGUGACUCAUCUAUUAAUGCAUAUUUAUAGCUUCUCUAUAUAUAGUAUUUCAAAUCGUUUUUUAAAAUUUCGAUAAAGUUUUUUAAAAUAACCAAAUUUUUUUAAAAAUUUUGUCCGCGUUUUUCAAAAUAACCACAGCGUUUUUUAAAGUUUUUAUAACAUUUGCAGAGGCCUGAUAAUUCACGCCUACACAUCUUCGAACCUGUAUUUGUCUUUAAUAACUUUCUUAUGAGGCAUUGUCUCUUCUCAUUUGAAAUUAAAUUGUUUUUUCUAUUCAUCUCUAGCAUGUAAGGAUUAUGAGAAAAUUUUAAAAAAAGAUGUGGUUAUUUCAAAAAAUGCAGACAAAAUUUUAAAAACAUUCUUGGUUAUUUUAAAAAACCCUGUUGAAAUUAAAAAAAAUGAGUUGAAAUACUAUAUAUCCGUCUUCAAAAUUGAUAAACACUAUUGGUUAAAAAUAUCGGACGUGGAAAAUGACAGAGGACUUGAUUUAUAUACUGUUUGACAUAUGUCUUCUGUAAUAGAAUUUAUGGUUGUUGAGUAAUUUAUCUGAUUUAAUCAUAUAAUCAAGUUUGAUAUUCUCACUCAGUUCAUUUGUUAGUUUGCAUUUUCCACUAAUUUGUUUUAUUCGUCAAUAUUUGUUUACAACAUCCGCAGAUAGUUGUCCCUCCAGGAUAUAAA
Messenger RNA from Schistosoma margrebowiei, 4137 nucleotides. The record is from the annotation of a GenBank genome assembly. NCBI's taxonomy places the organism in Eukaryota, Metazoa, Platyhelminthes, Trematoda, Strigeidida, Schistosomatidae.